Cygnus atratus (black swan) is the source of this 1051-nucleotide messenger RNA. RefSeq names its product cell growth regulator with EF-hand domain 1 (gene CGREF1). The transcript has 5 exons. The coding region runs from base 28 to 789 and encodes 253 amino acids. Gene Ontology annotation, molecular function: calcium ion binding. The record is from RefSeq and is a predicted model, not a curated record. Lineage: Eukaryota; Metazoa; Chordata; Aves; Anseriformes; Anatidae.
CCCCGGCCGCUGUGCCCCGGGCGCACGAUGGGGACCCCGCGGGCGGCCCCGCUGCUGCCGCUGCUGCUGCUGCUGCUCCCCGCCGCCUGCGCGGCCCCGAGGGACGGGGUGCACAGGUCAGAGGCUCCCCCAGCCACGAGGCCCGAUCCUAGUCCUGACCCGCUGAGCCCGGAGCCUCCCGCGCUGCAGCUACUGCAGAGUGCGGUGAGGAGCCUGGGGCAGCCGGAGCAGGACGCAGAGGACAUGACACGGGAGCAGGCCCUGCUGUACCUCUUUGCGCUGCAUGACCAUGACCGGAGUGGGCGCCUGGACGGGCUGGAGCUGCUGCAGCUGCUGGGAGCGGUGCUGGCACAGGGGGGCACAGGGCAGCCCAGCCCUGAGGCGCUGGCUGUGCUGGUGGACCGUGCCCUGGAGAGGCAGGACCGCAGCGGGGACGGGCUGCUGGACCCCCCCGAGCUGCUGCUGCCUGGCUGGGAACGGGGACCCCCAGGGGAGCCGCUGGUGGGAGCGGAGGUUGGCCAGGAGGGGAUGAUGGGAGGACACAUGGAGGGGCCCGGGGGAAGAGUGGAGACACCCACGGUGGAUGAGAUGCCUGGAGUGGAUGCAGGGGCAAGCAGCCCAGAGCCUGGCCCAGCAGAGGGGCAGGGGCUGCCAGACGACGCUGCCCACCCAGAGGGGCAGGGAGACCCUGGGGCUGGAGCCCCCCAGGGUGAAGUGAAUGAAGCCCCCAAGGACGAAGUCCCCAGGGCAGAGGCAGCCCCCGCUUGGGAGGACCCUGGAGAGAUGUAGGUGGUAGGGGGCUCCGGGCAGGGCUGUGACCCCGGCGCUGUCGUGGUUCUCUGCCCCCUGCUGGCCCCAGCGAUGCUGCCCCGCAGGCUGUGGGGUGCGGUGCCCCAGCUGAGCAAUGGUUUGGAUGCCUCCUUGGGGCAGAGGGGCUUGGGGUCCCCCACACGCCUAGGGCAGGGCCAGCUGCAGCAGGGCCCGGGGGGCCAGGACACACGCAUUUUCCCCUGUAACGUGGCGGGACGAGGAAUACAGGAGCUGCCACUCA